CAUGGCGGGAGGAAUGAAAGUGGCGGUCUUACCUGCAGUUGGUGCCGGGCCCUGGAGCUGGGGGGCCGGGGACGGUGGUGCAGUGCGACUGCUCCUGGUCCUCUCCGGCUGCUUGGUCUGCGGCUCAGCCGGAAUUGAUUUAAAUGUGGUCAUGCUUCAGGAAUCCAAAGUUUAUUAUAUGAAUACCAGUCAACAAUCCUGUUAUAAAAAUGUGCUGAUCCCAAAGUGGCAUGAUAUAUGGACACAGAUACAGAUUCGGGUAAAUAGUUCCAAACUGGUCCGAGUCACCCAGGUGGAGAAUGAGGAGAAACUGAAGGAGCUAGAGCAGUUCAGUAUCUGGAACUUUUUUUCCUCCUUUUUAAAAGAGAAAUUGAAUGACACCUAUGUUAACGUGGGUCUGUACAGCACAAAAACCUGCCUCAAAGUUGAGAUUUUAGAGGAAGACACCAAGUACAGUGUCAUUGUGACCCGGAGAUUUGACCCCAAACUCUUCCUCAUUUUUCUCCUUGGACUUAUUCUAUUUUUUUGUGGUGACUUGCUGAGCAGAAGUCAAAUCUUCUACUAUUCCACUGGGAUGAGUGUGGGAAUUGUGGCCUCUUUACUAAUCAUCAUUUUUAUGCUGUCCAAGUUUAUGCCCAAGAAAAGUCCCAUUUACAUCAUCCUGGUAGGAGGCUGGUCCUUUUCUCUGUACCUCAUUCAGCUAGUUUUUAAAAAUUUACAGGAGAUCUGGAGAUGUUACUGGCAGUAUCUUUUAAGCUAUGUCCUUGCAGUUGGAUUCAUGAGUUUUGCAGUCUGUUACAAGUAUGGGCCCUUGGAGAAUGAACGAAGUAUCAACCUGCUGACUUGGACCUUGCAGCUGAUGGGCUUAUGUUUCAUGUAUUCCGGUAUCCAGAUACCACACAUUGCCCUUGCCAUUAUCAUCAUUGCACUGUGUACUAAGAGCCUGGAGUACCCUAUUCACUGGCUGUACAUCACCUACAGAAAGAUGUGUAAUGCAACAGAAAAGACUGUGCCCCCUCGUCUUCUGACAGAAGAAGAAUAUCGGAUACAAGGAGAGGUAGAGACCCGAAAGGCUUUAGAGAAGCUUAGAGAAUACUGCAACAGUCCAGACUGCUCGGCUUGGAAGACUGUUUCUCGAAUCCAGUCUCCAAAAAGAUUUGCUGACUUUGUGGAAGGAUCUUUCCACCUCACACCAAAUGAAGUUUCUGUCCAUGAGCAGGAGUAUGGGUUAGAGAGCAUUAUUGCCCAGGAUGAACUCUAUGAAGAAACAUCCUCUGAGGAGGAGGACUCAGAUUCUCGGUACCCCCCCAUCACACAACAGAACAGCUUGUUGACUUAGGUGGUCGUCAGUUAUUUUUAUGUGGAUUGGCUUGGUACCUCAAUGGUCCAGGUUGCAUGUGUUGCGCAAUUGCUUCUCAAACCUUGGAAAUAGGGUGAGAUAGUGCUGAAAUUCUCCCGCUGAAAUUAGAGGCCUGAGUAGACCUCCCUCUGGAAGUGGUCUUGGUGGUCUCUGUGGGGUCCUGAGGAAGCAGAGUGGAUCAAGUAUUGACUGCUUCCCAACACGUCCCAUUGGUUAAGUUCUCGGCCCACCUUUAUAUUUCCAAAGAAACUGGAUUGCCACAGCUAGCAUGGCAUUCCAGCUCCUCUUUGAAAGUUGAUUCAGUUGUGGCAUUUCAAACUCAGAAGUGAUAACUGUUAUAUGUGAAGUAAUGCUUUCAGACUAUAGGCUGCAUCUUUCAGAGACAAAUCCACAAAUCUGAGCCUCUUUUACUUGUGCUUUUAUUUCAGUGACUUUAGCAUAAUCCUUGUUUUAACUGUUUUAAGAGGAAAAUAGAUUAUUAUUUGUCUGUCUUGUUUUUUAAGUGAAUACAUUUUAAAAAAAUGUGACAAACUCGUUCCAGAGCCAGCAAGUGCUGCAGAGUGACAAGCCCCGUAGGCCCCUACGUAUUUAUUAAUAUGGAUUAUCCAUUAAAGCCCAAGGAGUGUUGUGCUGAGCUUUGGAUUAGUUCUCACACCUAUGAUAUUCUAAGUCCUGCCUGCAGGCCUUUCUGUAGAUGAGGUCUGUUGCUGUUUUUAUUAUAUUUAACUUUCAAUUCUAUUUUAAAAAUAGGUUUGCAUUCUUCCCUUCUAAGUCCUCGUUGCCCCCUUUGCCCUUUCAGGAAGGGUCUAUUCCCUCACCUCUGAAGUAUGUACAUUUCAGUUUGUUUCAUUUCUUAUAUUCUCUUCCCUUUGGUUUAUAAUAGGAUUGUUUCUGCUGGUUAGGAGAAGUGAUCUUAUUUAGGGAACUUAAAUGCUUUUUAAGGUUCUCCAUUUUUCCUGUCAGUGGGUCACAUAUCUUUGAAUUGCUGUGGGAUCAAGAAACUAUCUCCUUUUCCUUUCCCUUCCUUUGUCUACCCAUUCUACCUAUUCUUUUCAGCCUUUCCGUACCACCUGUAUCCCUCCCCACCUGAAGUCUGGCUAAUUUGUGAGCCUGAAACUAUCUAUGAAGGUUCUUGAUACAAUGUACACGUUGUAGCUAUGUGGCUGCCGCAAUUUGCAUUGUCAGGAGAUAGACCUCCAGAUAAUCCUUAUGCCUCUGGGUGCUUGUUCAGCCAUCAGGAGCAGAUGCACUUUUCUAUGAACUUAUGGUACUUAUUUGCAAUUCCAUUUCUGACCAGAGGUUCAUGCUGCCUUUUAUCACAGUGGCAUUGCUUUCACUUUCUUUUGCCAUUGGAAAGUACCCUUAUAAACAAGCAGUGCCAUUUAUGAGGGAGCAAAUUCCCAAGUCUCUGUCAUUCGCUUGGUUCUGUCUUUGUGAUCUUCACCCUCGUACCUUGGAAAAAGCUAUAAUUACUUUAUUCAGGAAGAUAGGCACUGAUGGCAGGAGCACAGCAUUGGACUGACUGGCUUACCAUGAUCAUGGGGAAGGCAGAUGAUUUUUUAAAAAGCUAUAAUGACUCCUUCAGACCAGCCAUUAACAGAUAAUGUUGAAAGGUUCUGGACUCCAUUACAGACUUCCAAAAUGUCAGUUCUGAGAUUCCCCUCCAGGUGGCCAGUUGAUUUUUUUCUGCCAGUGUUUCCCACAGCUUUAAACUGUCCUAAACUGACAACUACCUCAGUUGGCAGCAAAUAGACAUAUAGCAGAAAGUGAAAAAUAAGCAGUAUUUGGACAGAUGCCAUGGGUUAAAGUUGAUUUAUAUUAGGAAACCUUUCUAUCUUUGUGAAUUAUGUACAUGGUAACAUUUUAUCUCUCUACAAAAAACUGUUAAGACCUCUGAAAUUUACUAUUUUUUGCCUCAUUAAUAGAAAUCGAGACUUAGCAUAUUUGAGCCUAAGCUGAUUCGAAAAAAUAAUUCGGCUGUACAAAUGGUCUCAGAUUCCCUGGAGACUUUGGUGCCUGCCCCAUAUAACUACUUAGGGACAUGGUUGCUUGCCUCCAGUGUGACUUUUCCUGACUCAUGUCUUUAUUUCAGCGGGAAAGCAUUGUGAAGUAGAGAAAGAUUCUCGUCUUUUUCUGUUUAGUAAACCCCUUGUGAUAUACAGUUUCCAUCUCAAGAUGAGUUUUUCUCACUGUGUUUGAAUUUGGGAUGAGUAAAAUCAAAUUCGGUUUAUUACUCCCUGUCUGGUAGUUGGAGAACUGAGCUGUAGGCAGUGGCAAUGACAAUGGGUCCUGCAGCAUGAGAGCUGCUCUCAGACAGUGAAGGACGGUGCCUCUGGUGUGCUGUGUGUCCUUGCCCUGUCUUCCUGUGUGGCUCUGCCCCAGAUGCUUCAGAGCCUCUGUGUGCCUGGCGAUUGCUUGACUCCUUUAGGAGCUGUUCUUGUCUCCCUUUUGGCCACUUAGUCUGCUGGCUCAGUCACUACUUGAAGCCACCAUUUAAUUUUCAGUUACAGUUCUUGCAGUUUCAGCAUAGUCUCGUCUCUCAGACCGAUCUCAUCAAGAAGGAUUGAAAGGAUAACUGCGGAGUGAGCUGGACAUUGGAGCCACGUCUGCUGCCAUGUCAGCAUCUUGCUCGGCAAAUAUCAAGCUGUAAAUUGGCCCUAGAGCUCAGGGUCCCAUCAGCAUCAGAAAUCUAUUGCCCCUAAUGGGUCCGACCAAGUUGUGUAGAGCAUGACUCCCAUUAAUGGGAAUACAAGAGCCAACUGGCCUAAAACAUUUCCCCUUCACUUUCCCACUCAGAUUACUUUCAGAAGACCUGUGGAACCAAUGACUGAUAAUAAGGAAAAUUUAGCAACUUUGAUAUCUUCUAAUAAGAAAUUCCUAUCAGCCACUUCAUCCCACCAAAACUAGUUUAUUUCUCCCCCCAAAUUCAUGACCUUUAUGUUGGUUACGGGAUUUUGCUGAUGAUAGACUUUGAGUCCCAGUGUUCCAUUUUGUGCUAAUACAUCCCAUUUUAGGGCCUAGCCCUCUCUUCAUUGACUGUGUUCCCUUCAACCCAAUCCCCACUUUGCAUAUACAAUAGAGAGUUGAUGAAUGAAAGGACCCAAAUAGGCCAGGUAGUUCCCCCAGGCCCUGAUAUCCAUAAAAGGCUUGGGAAUGGAUUAUGCAGUUGCCCUCAAUCUUUUUGUUGUUCCAGAAAAAACGAUGGGCUCAGAUGGAUGCCUACGUAAAAAUGGUUCCUAGCUAUGUACUCAUAACUUUUCUCUGAAUUGAGUAGUGAAAGUUGAAGUACGAGAAAAGGAAAUUAAAUGUCCUUCUAGUAUUCCUUUGGACUCAGGUCUGACAUAAGAGAUAAUAAUCUAUAUUGAAAUGCCAAGAAUUUUAUCUGAACCAAGGAGAGGACAGUUUGACAGAUUUAUUAUGCCUUCAUGUUACAUAGGCACUGAAACCAAGUAAUAAACAUAAAAUAGCCAUUGCACAAGGCAAAUGCACCUAAAACCUUUUGUUUAUGUUUUGAUGUAGCAGAAAUUAAUUUUUAGGGAAACCUAUGCAAUUGUGGUGUUCCAGGGGUAUCUCAUGGUAACUUAGCUUAUGGAUUCAGUUGCUAUUGAGUUGGAUUCUAGACAGUUAUUACCUUGAAAAGGGAGUUUGGUGCCUUAUAUGAUGGGAGCCAGAGCCUGCUGGGAAUAAACAAAGCGGAUUCACACCAGUGUCAACACACAGCUUUAGUGGGGAAGGGAAUGGCACACAGUAUCCCCAAAUUUGGGGCUUUUGUCUCCCAUACCCCCCGCCCAUGUGUCUCAUCUUCCUUUUCACACUCUUGACAAUAACUUGAAAAUGGUGAAACCACCUUCUCUGAAAUUUUCUACAGCAUGGACAACAUUCUUUUCUUAUUAACAUAAUAGAUAGCUCAUAAUGUGAGUGUUAGAACUGUUACAGCCUGCAGUUGCCUCCCUUUAUCAAGUUUCUAGAAUUGAUGGUGAAAUAGGGAGUUACUGGGUAAGUUUUAGCCUGUGGGUAAUGCCUUAGUGUUAUUUUUAAAAGAUUUGUCAUUUAUAUUUAAAAUAAGUUCAUGAAUGUUUGAAAGCAACAAAAUGAUCAGGGAUGACUCUUUGCCAUGGGUCUCAUUUUCACUUUCCUGUAAGAAAAAACGACGUCUUAUUAUAUAUUUUUUCAUUUUUAUUGUACAAGUUUGUAAGUAAUCCCAAUUUUAAUAAAGUUUUAUAGACUAUA
This is a messenger RNA of Balaenoptera ricei (Rice's whale), 5590 nucleotides long. It is a transcript of the gene NEMP1, whose product is annotated as nuclear envelope integral membrane protein 1. Bases 2 to 1339 code for a protein of 445 amino acids. The record is from RefSeq and is a predicted model, not a curated record. Gene Ontology annotation, cellular component: nuclear envelope. The transcript has 9 exons. NCBI's taxonomy places the organism in Eukaryota, Metazoa, Chordata, Mammalia, Artiodactyla, Balaenopteridae.